UUAGUGGGGGAAGUUAACUUAUUUUGUCAGAACCUGUUGAAAGGAGCUUUAAUAUAAACAGAAAUGUGAUCCGGUGAUUGUAUUACAGUUACAUAAAAGAUUACUUUUAAUUGGGCUUAUUUUAUAUGGAAAUCCAGUUCAUGGAUUAUAAAUGAUUUAGGAUUAAUUGUUUUAAGGGAUUUGAAAUGUAAAUUCUUUUGUUCUAAAUUAGUAGAAUAAUUGGAAAGAAAAUAUUUUUUUGCCAGAGGACUGCCUGGAGUGGCUAAGUAACUUCAAGGAAGCCACGAAACACUACUCCCAACAGAACACCUGAACCUUAAGGGAUGAGGGGAGACUCCUACUUCUUUGGAAUGCGAGGCCUGGGUCACUAUGGCUGCAUCCCGGAGGAUGGAGGACAGUUCUUACUCUACUCUAUAAAUGGAGACAACAGCUUGAAGAGAUGUUUUGCAGAGGAAGAUUUUCAUGAAAUAAUUGAUUUCAACGAUCUCCCAAAUUCUCUCUUCGCCUGCAACGUUCACCAGUCCGUGUUUGAAGACGAGGACAGUAAGGAGAAAUUCGAAGGCUUGUUCCGUGCCUAUGAUGACUGUGUGACAUUCCAGCUGUUCAAAAGCUUCAGGCGUGUGCGGAUAAAUUUUAGCAGUCCCAAAUCAGCUGCUCGUGCCAGAAUAGAGCUGCAUGAAACACAGUUCAGAGGGAAGAAGUUAAAGUUGUAUUUUGCACAGAUUCAGACCUCUGAGACAGAUGGAGACAAGCUUCAUUUGGCACCACCACAGCCUGCAAAACAGUUUCUCAUCUCACCUCCAGCCUCCCCACCUGUAGGGUGGCAACCAAUAGAUGAUGCAACACCUGUCAUCAACUACGACCUCCUUUAUGCAGUUUCCAAGCUUGGACCAGGAGAGAAAUACGAGCUGCACGCGGGAACAGAGUCCACUCCCAGUGUGGUAGUGCACGUCUGCGACAGCGACAUGGAAGAAGACGAGGACCCAAAGAAUUCUCCAAAGCCAAAAAUCAUUCAAACUCGACGCCCUGGUCUGCCGCCGCCUGUAUCUAACUGAGCCUCUCCGGCAGAAGCAGCGCUUCUCUCCUCCAGCACAGCUCUUGGUUUUUGUUUGCUUUGUUCUGUUCAAAGGCAGCCAUUGCCUUCUGAGUACCGGGACAUUAAGGUCAUUGAAACCCCUUCACAGUAAUCAAGCCUAUGUAACAAAAGGGCUAGGAAAAAGAUCUUUGUACAUGUAACCAUAUCACACCAACUAAUAGAUCUGGCUGGAAAGGGCAAAACAAGGCUGAAGAAACAAAGGAGGGUUUCAGUCUAAAGAUCUUUUCACAGCUAUAAUUUGCAUGCUGAAACACCACUACCAGAGAGAUCGUUCAGGGUGGAAAUUAGGCUGAUAUCAGGCUUGAUAUUCAAACUCCCAGGAUACUUGCUACUGCCCUUCAUCAAGCAGCCUGCUCCUCUGCCCUCCUCACUUCCCAGCAGAGAUUUUUUUUCCCUUUUUCUUUUAUUUUUUUAAAUGGGGGUAUGUGUGUUGUUUUUAAUCUACUAGCAG
Molecule: messenger RNA, 1547 nt
Organism: Neopelma chrysocephalum (saffron-crested tyrant-manakin)
Lineage: Eukaryota; Metazoa; Chordata; Aves; Passeriformes; Pipridae
Gene: RCAN2
Product: regulator of calcineurin 2
Exons: 5
Coding region: 324-1055 (243 amino acids)
Biological process (GO): calcium-mediated signaling
Cellular component (GO): cytoplasm; nucleus
Molecular function (GO): nucleic acid binding; calcium-dependent protein serine/threonine phosphatase regulator activity
Source: RefSeq, a predicted model, not a curated record